UUCGUAAAGGCGUAGCAAAUCGCGCGUUUUAGCUAAUUUGUUCACUGUUUUUCGCUUUUUACGGUAAAACUAAAGUCUCCGAACAGUUUCUUGGUUCAUAUUAUAUUUUAACAAUAUUGCUGGGCCUCACCAUGAAACGUCAAGGCUACAUUAAAGCCGGGUUUUAAGCGAACUACAACUCCCAUGAGCUCGGUGAACAGGAAGAGAGAAGAUUCAGACGUGUUCGGUUAAAACAGGAGUUUGUUGAGAGAAACGACUUCCUUUGAAACACAGACAUCAGUUUCUUUUGUUAAAAAUGCGCCUCUCGGCUCUUUGCCUUAAUAAGUGAGGAGGUUGUUCGCCUGUCAGCCAUCAUGGGGACUGUGUUUGCUGUCCUGCUGGUCUUUGCCGGCUGUUGCAGUAAUGUGGUGUUUCUGGAGCUGCUUGUAAGAGAGUUUCCAGGAUGUGGCAACAUUGUCACCUUUGCUCAGUUUGUCUUUAUCGCCUUGGAGGGAUUUAUUUUUGAAACAGACUUUGGGAGGAAGAAACCAACAAUCCCUAUCAGUAACUAUGUGAUCAUGGUCACCAUGUUCUUCACUGUCAGCGUGAUCAACAACUACGCCCUGAACUUUAACAUCGCCAUGCCGUUACACAUGAUCUUCAGAGCGGGAUCGCUGAUCGCCAACAUGGUCCUCGGGAUAGUCAUUCUGAAAAAGAGGUACUCGGCCAGCAAAUAUCUCUCCAUAGCUCUAGUGUCUGCUGGCAUCUUCAUCUGCACCGUCAUGUCUGCCAAACAAGUGCAUGAGGUGUCCAAAGAUGGAAGAGAAGAGGAUGGCUUUCAUGCUUUUGUGCACUGGCUAAUAGGCAUCGCCAUGUUGACCUUUGCUUUGCUGAUGUCGGCAAGGAUGGGCAUCUUCCAGGAGACACUCUACAAGAAGUACGGCAAACACUCCAAAGAAGCUCUCUUCUAUAAUCACUGCCUACCUCUGCCGGGCUUCCUGCUUCUCUCCACAGAUAUCUACAAUCACUGCAUCCUCUUCAACCAGAGCACUCCUGUUCAUAUUCCUGUGAUGGGCUUGACCCUGCCCAUAAUGUGGGUCUUUCUGCUGAUGAACGUUAUCACACAGUACGUGUGCAUCCGUGGGGUUUUCAUCCUGACCACAGAGUGCACGUCGCUGACCGUCACGCUGGUGGUGACGCUCCGCAAGUUCCUCAGCCUCAUCUUCUCCAUCCUUUACUUCCAAAACCCCUUCACCGCCUGGCACUGGCUGGGCACGGCAGUGGUGUUCGCGGGCACUCUGCUGUACACGGAGGUGUGGAGCAGCGUGAGCGCCGCCCUGCGGGGCGUCGACGGCAAGGACAAGAAGGCAGAGUGACGAUGCAGAUGGACCCAAACACCUGCCUCUGUGCUGGACUUGGAUUGUUUUUAAUUCUCUUGAAGUGGGUUUCAUACUUGAUCAAAUAUCCUGUUCAAGCCUUCACAGAAGGGAUUGGGUGCUUAUAAUAUUUAGGAUUUUUUUUAUAACAGUUUUCAUAAAAACACCAGAAUCGUGAGUUCAGGAUUACAGAUUAAUUUGUAGCUAUUAGUUUAUUUUGAGUAAGUCUGCUGAAUGUUUUUGCCUGAUUGGAAAGUUACUUUUUCAACACUGUUGUAUGUUUUCACUCCUUCAAAACAUCACUGAUGUUCAGAGAGCCCUAAAACGUUUUACACAUGUUAAAAGUUUUGAAUUGGCUAUAAAAAGGGUUAACCUGAGCUACAUCAAAUGGUGCAUUUUGACAGCGUUUACUUCCAUAGUUUUCUUAAUAUAUUGAUGUGCAAUCCUGAAAUGCAGGUACGCAUUCAACGUAAACAAAGCACU
Molecule: messenger RNA, 1838 nt
Organism: Austrofundulus limnaeus
Lineage: Eukaryota; Metazoa; Chordata; Actinopteri; Cyprinodontiformes; Rivulidae
Gene: slc35b4
Product: solute carrier family 35 member B4
Exons: 10
Coding region: 354-1355 (333 amino acids)
Biological process (GO): UDP-N-acetylglucosamine transmembrane transport
Cellular component (GO): endoplasmic reticulum membrane; Golgi membrane
Molecular function (GO): UDP-N-acetylglucosamine transmembrane transporter activity; UDP-xylose transmembrane transporter activity
Source: RefSeq, a predicted model, not a curated record